Messenger RNA from Closterium sp. NIES-67, 2758 nucleotides. The record is from the annotation of a GenBank genome assembly. NCBI's taxonomy places the organism in Eukaryota, Viridiplantae, Streptophyta, Zygnematophyceae, Desmidiales, Closteriaceae.
UCGCCCCCAUGCUUAACUUACUCUUCACACCAAAACCGGACGGAAGCCUGCACAUGUGCAUUGACUACCGAGCUCUCAAUAAGCAGACAAUAAAAAACAAGUACCCGAUUCCACGAAUCGAUGAUCUGCUUGACCAGCUUCGGGGAGCCAUGGUAUUCUCCAAACUAGAUCUGCGGUCCGGAUACUGGCAGAUACGAAUGGUGGACGAUUCUGUUCACAAAACUGCUUUUCCGAACUCAGUAAGAUCAGGCCUAGACAUCAUCACCGGGCUACCAACUACAACAAGCGGUCAUGACGCGAUCCUCAUCGUCAUUGACAAGUUCUCCAAAAUGGGACACUUCAUCCCGACACACACAACAGCACGCACCGAGGAGACGGCACAACUCUUUCUUCGCUACAUCAUCUCACAACAUGGCAUUCCGACCACACUCAUCUCCGACCGAGACCCUAAGUUCACCAGCAAAUUCUGGAAGGAACUGAUGUCUCUACUCGGGACCAAACUCGCCAUGUCAUCCGCCUACCAUCCGCAGACAGAUGGACAGACCGAGCGCCUCAACCAAAUUGUGGAGCAACUCCUCCGCGCAGCCUGCAAGGACGAGAUAUCCAAGUGGGAAUUGCACUUGCCCGUCCUGGAGUUUGCCUACAACAAUGCUACUCACGCUGCUACUGGACAGACACCGUUCUUCCUCUGUUACGGACGCCACCCACUCACACCUCAACAGCCAAACAAACCAGCCACAGUCCAACCCGCUCAUGAUUUCAACACGACCAUGCACACACUUUGGGAUCGGACCCACAAGCGCCUUCUCGACAUUCAACAACAACAGAAGCGCCAGGCCGAUCGCCACCGCACCGACCACACCAUCACCGUAGGAGAUCGAGUACUAAUCGACACACGCAAUCUUGAUAUCAGCCAUCUCCCAUCCAAACUGCGACCUCGCUUCUGCAGGCCUUUUCUCGUUGAAGCACAAGUCACUCUUGUUACCUUCUGCUUACGCCUGCCAGCUACCUGGAAGAUUCACAAUGCCUUCCAUGUCCAACUCUUGAAGCCCUACCGAGAUCCCAACAUGGUCUUCUCUGGACGCCAACCGCCGCCGCCGCCACCCGUCCUCGUCCAUGAUGAACCCGAUGCGUGGUGGUGUACCUGGACAACAUCCUCGGGCGACAUAAAGCAGCACGUCAAACACCUGCGACGCGUCUUCGAAAUUUUUCGACGAGAACGAUUCUACGUCAAGCUGUCCAAGAGCGAAUUCGCCCUUGAGAAGGUCCAGUUCCUAGGACACAUGGUGAGCACUCAAGGAGUUCACGUCGACCCCAAGAAAAUCAAAGCCAUACGUACGUGGAAGACACCCGAGAACGUGAAGGAGUUGCAGCAGUUCCUAGGCUUCGCUAAUUACUACAACAUGUUCGUGCCACAGUAUGCGAAACUUGCAGCACCACUCACGAAUCCGCUGAAAAAGAACACGCCCUACAAAUGGGAGCCGAAGCACCUGGAAGCCGUGGAGCAGCUGAAGCAAGCACUUACGUCCGCACCAGUACUCAUCUUGCCAGAUCCCGAACGCGACUACGUCAUCGAAGCUGACGCCAGUGACCAGGCAGUGGGAGCAGUCUUGAUGCAAGACCAAGGGAAUGGACUGCAACCAAUCGCCUACCUCAGCAAGAAACUACACGGGGCAGAACUAAACUACCCGAUACACGACAAAGAUGCCCUUGCCAUCGUCAUCGCCUUCAAAGCGUGGAGAUGUUAUCUCGAAGGACGAAGAACAACCGUCUACACCGACCACUGCAGCCUGAAAUAUUUGAAGACACAACCCAACCUUUCCAGGCGGCACGUCCGGUGGAUCGACUUCCUCGAGACACACUUCCACUACGACAUCGUGUACAAGCCCGGCCACAAAAACAAAGCAGAUGCUCUCAGCCGACCUGCACACGUUGCCGCUAUUCAGAUCGAAGGGAUGAAUCCACUACUCAAGGGACUCUUCACGCACAGGUACGCCAUCGACCCCGAAAUUCCCUUGGCAAAAAAGCGACAUCUGCUACAGUGGGACAGUGACAUCGCGUACCGGAAAGGAUCAACAAAAAUUUGGGUACCCAAUUACCCUCCUUUGCGCCAGUUACUACUCAAAGAAUACCACGACGUCCUCUACGCCGGACACUUCGGUAGCAACAAGACGCUGACCGGUAUUGCAAAACACUACUACUGGCCCCACUUGGCAGAGGAUGUUCAGAAAUGUGUCACCUCGUGUGAUACAUGUCAGAGGAUGAAGAGUAGCAAACAGAAGAAAGCGGGACUGCUACAGCCUCUUCCUGUCCCAGAACAGCCAUGGCAAGUGGUUAGCUUGGACUUCAUCACCGGGUUAGCACCUACCACCAGCGGUCAUGAUGCAAUCCUUGUUGUCAUCGACAAAUUCUCCAAAAUGGGACACUUCAUCCCGACACACACGACAGCACGCAGCGAAGAAACAGCACAACCCUUCGUUCGAUACAUCAUCUCACAGCAUGGCAUUCCAACCACACUCAUCUCCGACCGAGACCCCAAGUUCACCAGCAAGUUCUGGAAGGAACUCAUGUCUCUGCUUGGGACCAAACUCGCCAUGUCAUCCGCCUAUCAUCCGCAGACAGACGGACAGACCGAGCGCCUCAACCAGAUUGUCGAGCAACUCCUCCGAGCACCUGCCCGUUCUAGACCAUCUCCCAUCUAAACUUCGACCUCGCUUCUGCGGGCCUUUUCUCGUUGAAGCACAGGCCACUCCUGUUA